This is a messenger RNA of Nanorana parkeri, 541 nucleotides long. RefSeq names its product nuclear receptor subfamily 1 group I member 2-like. The record is from RefSeq and is a predicted model, not a curated record. Lineage: Eukaryota; Metazoa; Chordata; Amphibia; Anura; Dicroglossidae. Gene Ontology annotation, biological process: negative regulation of transcription by RNA polymerase II; positive regulation of transcription by RNA polymerase II; cell differentiation. Gene Ontology annotation, molecular function: nuclear receptor activity; RNA polymerase II cis-regulatory region sequence-specific DNA binding. The annotation marks the transcript as partial. The transcript has 4 exons.
AUUUCAUGACGUUGUCUCUGUUUUUAGGACUCUGACCAUUGAUGACCAGAUUGCUCUCCUGAAGGGUAGUUCUCUCGAGAUUUGUGUCAUCCGAUUUAACACCGUAUUUAACACAAAGUUGUGUAUUUGGGAGUGCGGGAAGAUUACGUACAACCUCCGGGACAUGGCGCUGGCUGGAUUCCGCCAAUUCUUCCUGGAGCCGCUGCUUAGAUUUCACUCUAUGCUGAAGAAGCUCAAUCUGCAGAUGGAGGAAUAUGCGCUGAUGCAGGCCAUCUGUCUGUUCUCCUCCGAUCGCCCCGGCGUCACCGACCAUGAGACCAUUGAUAGGAUCCAGGAGCAGUUGGCACUGACGCUGAUGUCCUACAUAGAAGCCGAGCAGCGAUCUCUGGAGUGCAGGUUCCUGUUUGCGAAGAUCAUGGAGUGCCUGACGGAACUGCGCACGGUGAACGACGAGCACAGCAAGCAGGUCCUGCAGAUUUGGGAUAUCCAGCCAGGUUACACGCCUCUCCUGCUGGAGGUCUUCAGCAAAUUGCCCGAGUGA